AUGGCGUUGCUAAUGGACCCUGCAGAAUCCGUAGGAGGAGUUAUUGUUACAGUUGAUGCGAAAAGUACACGUUUUUUUGGAACUGUAUAUGAUAUAUCUGUAAAUUUGAAAGUGGAAACAUAUCAUGGGAGAUCGGCGAGAGCAUGUAUGCUUGUUUCGGAAACAACCUUCGUCCUUGUCCCCUUCAGAAACCCGGAAUUAUUCGGUCUCGAAAUUGGCCAGUGGACGGGAACUUUAUUUUCGCCUGCAUUGCAAUCCCUCGCGAGAAAGCCGAGAUUGGUCUCUGGAACGAUCCGGGACGACGUCUCUGUAAUAGUUUUGUGGUUGACUGUGAGAACAUCGUUGCUGUUUGACGGCUUUGGAUCCUCGUGCAUUCUGUCCAACGAACGCAUCUAUCGAAAGGUGAAAUCCACGACCAAUAACAUUAUGGAAGCACCGAUUGCGGAGGUCGAGGAAGGUGCUUCCGCACCCUCCGCUGCAGAUGCGCAAGGAACGGUAGCAUCCGGAGCCGAAGUACCGGAGUCUGCGGAACUGCUCGAUCAGCCAUCGUCGGAACCCGCCUCUCGGUCCACAUCCGCGUCCCCAACGGCCCCUUCCAAUGGCGCUACCACCACAACACGGCAGACGUCGAAGAAAGGAGGUCGAGGUGGACGUUCCCUGUCGCCUGUCUUUGACACCGCGACAAUGGCGGCAGUGCAACAAGCUGUGCCCAUUCUUACCGACAUGGGCUUUCACGGUGUGGCGACCUUGCUGGGGACGUCGUCCGCUGCACUCGUGCUCACUCCUUCCUCCAGUGCUAGUAGUACGGUGGCUUCUUUUGGGAGUGCUGCUGCCGGGACUGCUACACUUGCAACGGCGACCCACUCGAAAGGUAGUCAAGCCGCCACCUCGGUUGCGCCUGCGACAGAACUAGUGCAAACAGCAGCUUCCAAGGCCAUCCAGGAUGUCCCACCCUGGAUACACUGGUCCAAAAUUGAUACGGCUCCGCAACUGAAAAUACUCGAUCCAGCUCAUCGCUUGCAGCUCAAAUCGAAUCGGGGCUACCGGAUGUCUAGAGCCAACGUGGGCGUGUCGCCCUCCUCCGCCGUGUCCACCCAUAACCCCAACACGGCUGCUACGCCAUCCUUCUUAACGUGUUUUUACUACGAGUGUUGGAUUCUCCCGGGACCAUCUGCUCACGAAAUUUGGCAGUCCUUACCGCCCAAUGCGAGGCUGGGAGCUGGUUUACAGAAACAACUCGACCGCGCACUCGCCUGGGAAGAACAGCACGGUUAUCAGGAUGGUUCUGGCGGUACCGCGAAAAAACGUACGCACGAAGCAAUGAAUGAAGAGGAUGACGAUGGGAGUGACACUCAGGGGCCUCCCUCGUUUGGAGGCCACGUGCGGUUAGGCUGGAGCAUGCGCACUGGGGAUUUACAAGCGCCCGUGGGGUACGACAAGUGGAGCUACGCGAUUCGUGACAUCAAUGGAUCCAUUCUACACCAGUCGCAACGGGACGACAGCUGGAACGACGGGGAAGGGUUCACCGUCGGCGAUGUGGUGGGAUGUGCGAUUGGCUUGGAUCAGGGCGAGCCCAAAUACAAUCACAUACGAUUUUUCAAAAAUGGGUCCGGUCUCGGGCCGAUCGUUCUACGCAAAGGCAAACGCACGGGUGGGGAAGCAUUCUCCGGUAUUGAAUCCGGCACCUAUUACCCGGCCGUAUCUAGUUACAUGGGUGGAACAGUUCACGCCAACUUUGGCCCGACCUUUGUUUAUCCACCGCGCAAACUGCCAGCCGGUAUCAAGAUUGCUCCGCUCACGGAUCUUAACCCACCACCCUUGGAUCCCGACGCGGCCGUGGCCAAACUUGCCAACGUGAUCAAACUUUUUCGCAAACCGGAACAACAGCAGAAUCUCAGGGCCGCGAUACGAGCCGAAGCGACGGUGAUGUGUCAAUCGUAUAACAACUUUUUGGAGAAACACUUGCAACAGGUCCGAGCGCAACGCUUGGAUCGAGAUUUGCCCGUAGACGACUUGCCGCAACCAUCUGUCGACGCAGAGAAUUCCAACAUCAAUGUCAAUUAA
This is a messenger RNA of Phaeodactylum tricornutum CCAP 1055/1, 2064 nucleotides long. Its product is annotated as absent, small, or homeotic discs 2. The record is from RefSeq and is a predicted model, not a curated record. Gene Ontology annotation, cellular component: Set1C/COMPASS complex. Gene Ontology annotation, molecular function: transcription cis-regulatory region binding; protein binding. Bases 1 to 2064 code for a protein of 687 amino acids. NCBI's taxonomy places the organism in Eukaryota, Bacillariophyta, Bacillariophyceae, Surirellales, Neidiaceae. The transcript is spliced from 2 exons.